UAAAACCUAAACCGGAUCGUGCCGUCUCUCAGCCAGUUCUCGGUAGUCUCGGAUGUCUCGGUAUCAUCUCGGUCUUCUUUUUGGUAGAAUAUAGGACAUGUAUAAAAAAAUUUGAACAAUUUCAACAAUUGAAGAUAUUUUACUUAUCCAAAGACAGUAAAAAUGGCAGAAUAUUUAAGCGAUAAUAUAAACGAUAAGAAAAACGAUAAUGAAAGUGAUGACAAAAGUGAGAACAUAAGCUAUAACAUAAGUGAUAAUACAACUAAGUAUGACACAAAGGAAACUGAUUGUGAUACGAGGGAAACUGUUCGUAGGCAAUUUUAUAAAAACCGCAUAAAAAAAUAUAAUAUUAAAUUAGAAACUGAUGAUAGUACACCUCAAGAAGAAAGACGUAGACUGUUAUUGGAACACCAAAAGAAAUUUAGAGAAAAAACAAUUAAUGCUGCACGCGGUAUAUUUCCACAGUAUUCUGUAUCAGAAAACGAAGAAUGUGUGGAAGAGGAAUUCAUGGACACAGAAUGUAUGGAAUAUGCGAAUGCGGAGUGUGUGAAGUAUACGAAUAAGAAGCAUAUGGGUGAGAAAACGAAGAAGUGCGCUUCACAGUAUUAUAGGAUUAUUCCAAAUCAGUCCAGAACUUAUCGAAUGAUGUUGUCGGAAUGGAUGUUAGAUGUGCCACAAGAUUUCAUUGAUAACUGGAUUAUGGUUCCGUGUCCAACAGGACAUCGAGUUAGGCUUAUCUCAGGCCGGGGUGAAACAAGAUCAUAUUCUAGAAGAGGCAUUCUAUACAGUGUCUUUCCUUCAGCACUUCCAGGUGGAAAUUUUGAUAGUGACAUGCGUCAUUCUGCUGCUAUAGAUGGUAUAUGGGUAAAGAGUCGAAAAGUCUUUUAUGUAUUAGACAUAUUGUACUGGACUACUUUGCCAUUCACAAAUUGCGAGGCUGAGUUUAGGCUAUUUUGGCUUAAGAAUAAGUUAUUGGAAACAUCAGAUUUUAAAGAAUGCACCGAUACAAAUAAAUAUCCCAUUUUAACUCUACCAAAUAUCAAUUGUAAUUCGGACUUCAAUUCAGCUUUGAGAAAUCUUGAUGGCGAAUUACAUCCUUUAGAUGGAUUUUUAUUUUAUCAUCGCAAUGCAUUAUAUACUUAUGGAUAUACUCCACUUGUGACGUGGUUAAAACCUUUUAUGUUAUCCGAAGUACUUGGAAUAUCUGUACCUGCGCCACUUGAUGAAAAACCAGAUGAUUAUAUAAGUUUUGAACAUCAUGUACAGAAACAUAAAAUAAAAACUAAGAAAAAUGAUAAAACUGAGUUUGUUACUAAUGCUAUGGAAAUAGAAGGUGUCAUUUAAAUUAAGGAAAAUUUGUUAUAAUGAUCUCAAACGAAGACUGUAUGGAAGAGGAAUACAUGGACACAAAAUGUAUGGAAUAUGCGAACGUGGAGUGUGUGAAGUAUAUGAAUAAGGAGCAUAUGGAUGAGAAAACGAAGAAAUACGCUUUAUGAUAUUAUAAGAUUAUUCCAAAUCAUCUUGGAUGUUAGAUGUGCCACAAGAUUUCAUCAUUGAUAAUUGGAUUAUAGUUCUGUGUCCUAGGAAUUUAUAUCCUUUGAGUAGAUUUCUA
Molecule: messenger RNA, 1612 nt
Organism: Monomorium pharaonis (pharaoh ant)
Lineage: Eukaryota; Metazoa; Arthropoda; Insecta; Hymenoptera; Formicidae
Gene: Snup
Product: snurportin-1
Exons: 6
Coding region: 163-1344 (393 amino acids)
Biological process (GO): snRNA import into nucleus
Cellular component (GO): cytoplasm; nucleus
Source: RefSeq, a predicted model, not a curated record